UUAAAUAUUAAGGAAAUUAAUGAUACGGAAAGAACGAAUUAUUAUAGUUUUUGUUAUUAGUCAUAUUAGAAUUGUUUCAAGUGGGCCUUAAUGGUUAGAUGUUUUCUAUUGAAAAAUAGCUUUUAUUAAGCCGUUCUAUAUAUUGCAAAGGUCGACGACGUUAGGGGCAUGUUAUAAAAGGAGAAUUCAGAGCGACAUUUUCGCUAGUUGAAAGAUUAUUAUCAAGAUGAAUUUUGUGUUCCUACCUUUUCUCUUCGCAUGGAAUCCAGCACCACAAGAUGAAUUUAAAUAUGGACCAGUUUAUAUAUUUGAUAUGGAAAUAAAUAUGAUUGCUGCAAUGAAUACAGAUAAUGGAUCAAUAUUGGGAACAAGAGUUUCAGGUGAAUUAAAAUGUCGUCCACAUUUAAGUGAUACAACAAUAUUAAUAUGUCGCACUGAAGAUACAAAAAUAAUUCGAACAUAUCCAAAUGGUUUUAAUACAACGGGAAUUGAAAUUUUUAAAAAUGAAUCAUAUUCACCAUAUGGAUUGGGUCAUGAUUUAUAUCAAGUGAAAUUUAAUAAUGAAGGUAUUGAAAAUUAUGGUUUAGAAAGUAAUAAUGACGAUGCAUCAAAAUGGAUAAUUGAUAUGAUUCGUCUUAUUACAAAUCAAUUGAGCAUUGGUUUUCAACUUGAGAAUAGACGUAAUGAUGAACAAUUUAAAAAAUUGGAAAAUUUCACUGUUGGCGAAUGUGAGACAGAAUUUAAAAUUAGUCGAAAAAAACAAAUGAAUAAUAAUAAUAAUAAUAAUAAUGGUGAACCUAAAAUAAUUCCAAUUUUUGAUCAAAGUAAAUUUAUAUUUGGUCCUUAUGAUGAAAUUGAAAUUGAAAAGAGAAGAAAUAUACAAAAUUGUCCACGACAUAAGGAAUAUUUUUUUGGUACUCGAUAUAAUAAGGGAAUUGUUCUUAAAGAUGUUUAUAACAAACUUAUCUCCUCAACUAGUCAAAUUAUUUUUUCAACGACAAAUUUCAUGAGCGAGACAACAAAUGAAUGUGAAAUAUUCGAUAUGGAUAGAAAUCGUUUAGGUAAAGUUCUCGAUCACAUUAAACUUAAAUUAAAAAAUGGUGAACCGGCAAAAGAGGAAUUUGUUUCCAUUACAAAUGCAACGUUUUAUGAUACAUUGGCAGGCGAAUCUGUCGUUGAUUCUGGAAAUAAUUAUAAAAAUUAAAAAAAAAUUUUUUUUAAAUAAAAAAAAUAUUUUUUUACAUUUAUAUUGUGAUUUAAACAUUUUUUUUUUAACUGAAACUAUUUUUUAUUCUACUUUUUACACGCCAAAAAAAAUAUCUCAAUUUUCUAUGAAAAAAAUUGUUUUUCACAAAAUAAAAAAAUUUAGAAAUUAAAAAAUAAUUCUUUAAAAAUA
This is a messenger RNA of Leptopilina boulardi, 1396 nucleotides long. RefSeq lists its product as uncharacterized. The transcript has 3 exons. Gene Ontology annotation, molecular function: lipid carrier activity. The record is from RefSeq and is a predicted model, not a curated record. Gene Ontology annotation, biological process: lipid transport. NCBI's taxonomy places the organism in Eukaryota, Metazoa, Arthropoda, Insecta, Hymenoptera, Figitidae. Bases 227 to 1204 code for a protein of 325 amino acids.